This is a messenger RNA of Lolium perenne, 1206 nucleotides long. The record is from RefSeq and is a predicted model, not a curated record. Lineage: Eukaryota; Viridiplantae; Streptophyta; Magnoliopsida; Poales; Poaceae.
AUGGCUCCUCCGUGCAAGGAGGCGGCGGAUCAACCAUCCUUCUUCCUCCCGGACGAGCUGAUCGAGGACAUCUUCGCGCGUAUGCCGGCCAGCUCGGCGCAGCGCUGCCGCUGCCUCUCCCGCGCCUGGGCCGCCGCGCUGUCCUCCCGGAGUUUCAUCGAUCGCCACCUCCGCCUCGCCAACCGACGAGACGGCUCCCGCUCCCGCAGCGUCUUCUUCCUCCCCGACUACCACUCGAUGAUCGCGCACACUUGGUCGCCCAGCCGCCCCUUGGUCGCCGUCAGCCGCGACAUCGCCGUAGUCACCCGCCAGUGCCGCGGCCUCGUCGUCCUAAUGCAGUUAUACGAAAACUACUACAACGGGCCGGGCUCUGCUGUCAGACUGGCGAAGUACUACGUCUGCAAUCCGUCCACCGGCCAGAUGACUGCGCUCCCCAAGGGCAAGGAUGCGUUCGGUUUGUGGCCGCUUAACCAUGACAGCUUGGGGAUUGGCUACGACGCAAGCAUCCAGAAGCACAAGGUGGUGCGCCUCUACUGCCGCGGUGCGCUCCCUCCGGCGUGCGAGGUUUACGUGCUCAACUCCACCACCAAACACUGGCGGCCGCCUGCCGGUGCACCCGACAAGGUGAUGCCGCCGGGAUUUGCUACGGAUUUCUGCAGCGACCAGAGCGUAUUCGCACACGGAUACCUGUACUGGGGUGCCCAGCCGGACAGGAAUAGCUACGGAGAAAGGGUCAUCAUAUCCUUCUCGAUCAGGGACGAGGUGUUCGACAUCCUGCCGCCGCCGCCAGCAGUGCGGCGAUUGUACCCCUGUGAGAUAACGGAGCUCGACCAGCGCCUAUGCCUCUUCAACAAUACGGAUAACAAGCGCGUGUUCGACAUUUGGGUGCUGCACGACCACCGGGCGGGCACUUGGGGUAUCCAUUGCCGCAUAGAUCUGGACAGGGAACCACUGGCUGGCAGGCGGUUGAUAUGCUCCUACCGUGUCUUCCCGCUUGACAUUGCUGACGAUGGCAGAAACAUUUUGCUCAGACCGGGGCCUCAUGAUAUCCCACAAGAUGAUUCGGAUGCCCACCAACUUUAUGUGUACAGACCUGCGACCGGAGGUGUGGAGAGCCUCCUCGUCGACGGUGGCAUAAUCAGUCACCACACCAUGGCACGAAGAGUUGCGGUGCCAUAUGAGGAAAGCAUUGAGCCAACUGGUUGA